AACACAGGCUUGGCAAUGGCAGCGGCGUUCGGAGCCGUGUGCGGCCCGCGUCGGGUACAGACGGACAGCACGCGCCCCACGCGGCCGGCGCACGUCUAUCGAACACGGUUAAUUACGGACAGAAUCGAACAUAAUUUUGGCGAUGCUAAUCCGAUCAGUGCCUAACUCAAGUUAUUAAACUCGCAGAUGUGUGUAUUAAUGUCUAGUGCCUGUACAGUACCCGCUGCGAGCGUGUGGCGAGAGGAUGUUGUCGAUAGAACAAUUGUCGCAAAUGGUCCAUGCUCAUCUCGGACUCAACGGUAAUGCGAAUGAAGCACAAUAUACAGCAAAAUGGAUUAUCAAAGAAUCUCCACUGGGCGGCCGCGGUCUUUUCGCAACGGAGGAUAUAGCAUCCGGCGAGGUAUUAUUCGUCGAUCAUCCCCUGAUCUCCGGUCCGCGAUCCGGCGCUUUAAUACGUCGCGGAUGUAUUGUUUGCUGCAAAUUAAACACGAACAAAUUUUUCAAGUGUCAUAAAUGUUCGCUUUUGCUAUGCUCGGAGUCGUGUCAAGAUAGCAGUAUUCAUGACGAUGACUGUGGAAUAAUAUCCAGUUGGCACAAUAAAGUGUCUUUCGAGGAAGUUGAUGCCACGCUGCUGUCACGAGCGCUAACGGCCAUAAGAGCUCUAUUACUGAAUGAAGAACAAAAGCAAUUUAUGACUUCCCUCCAAGCACAUGUGCUACCGCAACAUGGCACGGAAGUACGAGAGUUGCAACAGUACUUUGAGAUACCGGAGCGUGAUAUACAACUCAUGAUUUUAGCGUCUUGCGUGCUAGAUGCGAAUGCAUUUCAAAUCGCUACUUCCUACGGAAAAGAGGAAAUGGGUAAGAGGGGUCUGUACCCAGUAUCAUCUUUGUUGAAUCACAACUGUGUACCGAAUACGAGAUACAAUUACAAUAGUGACCUCCAGAUGAUCGUGAAAGCUGUAAAACCGAUACAGGCUGGCUGUGAAAUAUUUACGUGUUACACGGGGCUACUGUGGGGAACACCGGCACGUCGGAUCCACCUGUAUAAGACUAAACAUUUUUUGUGCAAAUGCGAUCGCUGUGCUGAUCCAACGGAACGCGGAACGUUUUUAGCAGCUCUCAAAUGUUUCUCCGGGGAGUGUCCGGGUUCUCUUCUACCAAUAGAGCCCUUGAAAUCUUCUUCAUCGUGGCGAUGCUUCGAAUGUGGGUUACGGGUUCCGUGCGAUAAUAUUUGCACAUUACAAAGCGCAUUAGGAAGCCUCAUUGGUUCUUUAGAUUUCGGAAAUUUGGUUGAGUUGGAAAACUUUUAUUUAUGUCGUGUUACAAAAUACAUUCCGAAAACCAAUCAAAUUGUGGUCGACUUACAGUGUAGGCUCAUCUGGGAAUUAGGAGAAAGAGAAAAUCAUCGAUGGCAUGAGCUGUCGGAGUAUCGGCUGGCGCUGAAGGAGCAGCUGUGCCGAGACACGCUGCGCAUGGCGGCGGCGUUGGGCGCGGGAGACGCGCACCUGCGCGGCCUGUUGCUCUAUCACCUGCACGCCGCCCUAGCCGAGCGCGCCCGGCGCUGCCCCGACCAGUAUGACGUAAGUAUCUCCUACACCUAGAUUAACCAAAAAAUCAUCUUACAGCGCCUAUGUGAGCUCUCGGCAUUCUUUGACGGCUAAAAAAAACCGAAGAC
Molecule: messenger RNA, 1677 nt
Organism: Papilio xuthus (Asian swallowtail)
Lineage: Eukaryota; Metazoa; Arthropoda; Insecta; Lepidoptera; Papilionidae
Product: protein msta, isoform A
Exons: 2
Coding region: 245-1603 (452 amino acids)
Molecular function (GO): protein binding
Source: RefSeq, a predicted model, not a curated record